Molecule: messenger RNA, 3311 nt
Organism: Xyrauchen texanus (razorback sucker)
Lineage: Eukaryota; Metazoa; Chordata; Actinopteri; Cypriniformes; Catostomidae
Gene: errfi1a
Product: ERBB receptor feedback inhibitor 1a
Exons: 4
Coding region: 197-1579 (460 amino acids)
Biological process (GO): regulation of keratinocyte differentiation; negative regulation of epidermal growth factor receptor signaling pathway
Cellular component (GO): extrinsic component of cytoplasmic side of plasma membrane
Source: RefSeq, a predicted model, not a curated record
CUGUUGUGAUUGUAGUCGCUCAUCUAUAGAGCUGAAAGAGAGUUACAUUGAAGCUUUCAAUAGGACCUAACGGGAUCAUUACAGCAUGUUGAAUGUUUAAUCCCGGACAUAAAAGAUUGCAGAUAUAAUCUGUCAGAGGAUUAAGGUAUAGGUCAACAGCUGCCAGCUUGGCGGGGUGGAGCGUUUCCUGGCCUGAAUGCGAACCGACUGCAGCUGGAGCAUGUCCACUGCAGGCUUGACUGCCCAGGAGAUUUGUUUACCCGCGCAAAAUCUUUUCCCGCGGGACAGCCAUUGGUAUAGUAUGGCCGGAGCUAAGCCCUCUUGGAAAUACCAUGAUCUACACAACUUGUACUUCACCCUUGAUACUUCUAUGGAUUAUAACCUUCAGUCCAAGCAACAGGUGCUGUCAUCAUAUUCAGUAGGAGACAAACAGCGGACUCCCCAUCUUCAUUCACCAAACAGCCCAGGAGGUCAGCCCUUGCCCCCCAAAAAGUCCAAACCUUCCCAGCUCACCCUGCUUCCAGACCCUUUUACAUCCAGCCCUGUUGAGGAUGACCAGGUGGUUCCCUGCUUUCAACGUCUAACUGUAUCGGACCGCAUCAGCCCUCCUCAGACACCCAGCCGAGCCACCAAGCCCCUUCCUCCUAUUCCUGGCUCAGUCGAGAAUUCCCUGGAUCAGGCCAUGGACAAUGAAGUUGAGUUCUUCAAUGGAGAAGACAAUCACUGCCUAGUUUCCGAACCUUGCUCCAAACACACUUCAUUCCGCUAUGGAAUGCCCAGCAGGAGGAGUUUAAGGGGUUGUGGACUGAUUAACUAUGCAUACUACGAAGGUCCAACACAGCAGAAGGAGCAACCACAUCCACAAACUCAACCACAGAAGCCAAGGCAGGAGCUCGAAACCCAACAAAGGGAACAAGAGCUUCGCAAUCACCACCACGAGCAGCAACAACAACAACAACAGCAGAACUGCCUCCGACAGCAGGAACGAACGCAACGGAAGCUACGACGCUCCCAUUCCGGCCCUGCUGGCUGCUUCAACAAACCCACUUCUUUCCGACUGUCCAGUCACAAUCGGAACUUGCAAGGCUUGGAUAAACCUGAGGUUCCUCCUAGAGUUCCGAUCCCCCCACGUCCAAUUAAGAUGGGAGACUACCGGCGCUGGUCAGCUGAAGUCUCAUCGGGGGCGAACAGCGAUGAUGAUAGACCUCCUAAAGUGCCCCCUAGAGAACCUCUAUCUGAUUGUAGCUCCCGUACCCCUAGCCCCAAGAGUCUCCCGAUGUACCUCAACGGGAUCAUGCCCACUACCCAAAGCUUUGCCCCGGAUCCCAAAUACGUCAGUCGUGGUUUGCAACGACAGAAUAGCGAAGGCUCCCCGUGCAUUCUACCUGUCAUGGAGGAUGGCCAGAAAGCCAGCACCACCCACUACUUCCUUUUACCACAACGCCCCGCGUACCUGGACAAACAUGAGAAGUAUUUAAUGGAUAGCAUGGUGAGUCGAGGCACUGAUGCCUCUGAUUCAAAUUCAGACUUGGACUGUCAAAGCAAAAGGAAAACGACACGCCAAUUAGACUGGGUAUGAAAGAACUAAGACAUCACUUGUGAUGUGUCGUCGCUUUGCGGCUUUGUCGCAGUCGUUAUCGUUAGUUUUAACCUAGUGUAAAUUGGAGCAAGUUACGUACGAGUUGCAGUUACUGGGAUUUCAUUUUUGCUCACAAAAUGAAAAAUGUUCGGACAGUUCACGGCUCUUUGGACGAGCUCGGAAUAUGUUUUUUAUUGUUUCAUUGUUAUGUGAAACGUAAGUGUUGAAAUGAUAACGUGGUGCAGUUGUUUGGUAUUAGCAGGUCUGGUACCUCCUUACUUCAGUGUUUUUGAGUGUUGUACAUGCAUUUUUUUUGUAGUCUCUUUAUAUUGCAUUGAAGAAACUUUUUGUGUCUCAGAGCUUGGUUUUCUGAUCACAGGGACAUAAGGUCAGUAAUGCUUCUGUACGUUUUUGUCGUCUACCAUAUAUGAAGUAUAAAAUGGCCCAACGUCUUUUGAGGCCAGCAUUUUAAGUGAAGGGUAUUCCAUCUUUGACUAUCCCAUGGCGAAUACUGCAUGCAUAUUGCAUUUAAGCAUUUAGCUGUUCUUUUGUUAGACCAGCACUCUCAGCUUUUGUCUGGACUCGCUUUUUAUUUUUUAUUUUGUUUUUUGUCUAAGUGGCCUGUCUGUACAUCAGGUAGUCUCGAUUAUUUGUGUUACAUAGGAACAGGCUGAGUAUUGCUUUUCUGUUGUGAGUGGUGUGAGUGAUACAGGAGAGCUUGAAUGUGUUACAUUGCCCAAUUUUUGGCAAUUUUUAAAGCUUUUAUAAGCUGCUUAAGACAGAAAUGUUGCCCUCUGAAUGAGAGUAUUCCCAAUCCUUGGCUUCUUACUGAGGUGUUGUGUGUCGAGUUCUUUUGUUGCACAAAAAAAGCCAAUACUUGUGAACCUGUGAAUGUGUUUCUCUCGUCUUUUACAAUGCUGUCUUCACGUGAAGCUGUAAGCCAUUGUCUGGAAUAGGAUUUUCUCAAGUACUACCUCCCAUUAUAGUUAUAGUUCUUCUUAGAUACCCAACUGUGGAUUACAAAGACUCAACAAGUACACAUGGCACUGUAUUUAACCCUACAUGAAGGCAUACAAAGAAACAAUAACCCCCUAUCUAUAUAUUUGAAUGGUUGUCCUAUUUGAAACAGUCAGUUAUGAACACUUCCUAAAAGAAAAACAAAUCUUCGACCGAUUUUAAGUGCUAUGUGGAGUUAAAGUCCAUGCGUUAUGCAUUUGGCCGAACUCACAAAUACUGAUUUUCCUGUUACUGUACUUGCAUUCCUGUCAGGCGUGAUUACAGUGGGUGUGGGCACCUGAGACUUUGGCUGCUGGCAGCUGGUGAAUGAGAUGUUUUAUUAUUAUAUAUCGUUUCCAGAACCAUCUUGAUAACUCAGUAAAUGUAGCAAGUGCCAUGCAACAAAAAAAAUAGAGGAAAGUAAGAUUAAAAAACAUGCUGUUUAAAAGGUUUGAUGUCAAGUGCACCUUACACCUCACAAAGGGACAGAAACUCAACUGAUGCCACAUUUUCCCCUUUAUUUUACCGGUUUGUGUAACAAGAAAUGUUUACAUUGUAUGUUUUUAUUUUUUUAUUAUUAUUUAAUCUUUCACUAUGUCUUAACCUGGCAAAAAAAAAAAUGAAGGCAAGUUUAAAGGGAUAUUUCAUUUUUGCUGAACUAUCCCUUUAAGAAGAAAUAGACAUCUCUGCUGUGGAAUAUAUAGACUUAUAAAAAUAAAGGAAAGUGCACUGAGAA